Gadus chalcogrammus (walleye pollock) is the source of this 1785-nucleotide messenger RNA. RefSeq names its product olfactory receptor 2AT4-like. Gene Ontology annotation, cellular component: membrane. Bases 815 to 1762 code for a protein of 315 amino acids. Gene Ontology annotation, molecular function: G protein-coupled receptor activity; olfactory receptor activity. Lineage: Eukaryota; Metazoa; Chordata; Actinopteri; Gadiformes; Gadidae. The transcript has a single exon. The record is from RefSeq and is a predicted model, not a curated record. Gene Ontology annotation, biological process: G protein-coupled receptor signaling pathway.
CAUUCAAAGCCUUGAAACUAAACCCUCAUCAGGAAUAAUCUGAAGAUGAUACGGCAAUUAUUCCCGAACUAACCCUUUUUCUCUGAAAUCGUUUUGACACUCUGGAUUUAUUAGACAAGUGCGUCAAAGCGCCGAAAGCCCUCCCUUCACCAGAUUGCAACCAGCCUGCCCCUCUCUCAUUGGCCUCAGUGUUGUCCGUCCAGUCCAGUUUAUUGUUUAGGUGUACUCCUGGCAACUUGUACAAGGCUUCUAUCUCUAUUUUAUCCCCCUGGAUGGUAAGUCAACAACAACAACAAUGGAGUGAGGAAAAUCCUGAGGCAGAUAAUAGGGCCUCAGUCCUACAGCCAGCAGCUCUAUAUCUGGAGUACUGAUCCCCUCCAUCACUGUUACAUGUCCAGGGUUAUUUUUGUUGGUUACUACUUGGCCUAACCAAUAAGAAAAUAAUAUUUAAAAAAUAAUAAUAUGGGACAUGAACUCCAGUCUCCUGGGUGAAAGAGUUUAUCCAUUCAUCCAAUGCAUGGAUGGAAUAGGGCCUUGGCUCAGACAUCGGAACAUUUUAUGAUUUAAUUGAUUUAUUUUGGGCGAGAGAACUUUAGCCAAUCAGAGCGAAGGGGCCGGAGCCCAGGCCCCUGAGGCCCCCCUCCUGCCUGCUACUGAGGCUGUAUCUGGUGAUGAUGACAAUGUACUGUCAGGGUGAGGCAUAAAGCUGCCCUACACAUCACCCUGAACAGAGGGAGAGAAAAAGAGACAGUGAUUGAAAUACGUAAAGAGAGAGGACCUGGUCAAGCUCUCUAACAUAACUUGGAUACAAACAAUGGACUCUAACAUGACUAUUGUGAGACCAGCAUACUUCGUUAUCAGUGGCUUUUCAGGAAUCCCUCAUGUUAACUACUACUAUUUAUUUUUACUGGUGCUCUACAUCUUGUCAGUGGUGGAAAACAGUGUAGUGAUGGCCUUGAUAUGCUUAGACCAGAGUCUCAAGACUCCAAAGUAUAUUGCUGUGUUUAACUUGGCGUUUGUAGACGUGGUUGGCAGUUCCUCCCUGGUGCCCAAGGUUAUCGACACGUUCUGGUUCGACAACAAGUACAUCACGUACAGCAACUGCUUAACUUAUGAGUUUUUUAAUUAUAUGACCCUCACCAUGCAGUCUCUUAAUCUGGUUGUACUCUCCUUCGACAGGCUAGUGGCGAUCACCUUUCCAUUACGUUAUCAGAUCAUUGUGAGUCUGAAGACCAUGUUCUCACUGAUAGCUGCUUGCUGGAUUAUUGCCAUCCUUGUCAACUUGAUAGCUGUAGGGCUUCUAACACGACUGUCCUACUGCAGGUCUGUUGUUAUCUACAGCUAUUUCUGUGACCAUGCACCACUUUAUCGACUCGCCUGCAAUGACAAUCGGCCUAAUUAUAUACUUGCCAAAGUGUUACCAGCUAUUAUUCUUUGGGUUCCAUUGCUGUUUGUCUUGAUCACUUACACGUCCAUUGGUGUUGCUCUGUCUAAAAUAGCUGGAGCCCAUGAUAGAAUGAAGGCUUUCAAAACAUGCAGUGCUCACAUGAUUUUAGUGGCAAUCUAUUACUUACCAAUUCUAUUCACUUUGGCUUUGGAUGCUAAAGUGCCUCCAAAUGUCAGGAUCAUUAAUAUGUCUCUCGCUGCUGUCCUACCUCCAGUGUUGAACCCACUCAUUUAUGUUUUACAGACUCAGGAAAUUAAACAGUCUCUGAAAAAGGUGUUCAAAAGAAUAAAACGAUCAAAAAUUGCUAUGAAAUAGAAGAUCCAAAUGUAAUAUUUUAU